Molecule: messenger RNA, 615 nt
Organism: Penaeus vannamei (Pacific white shrimp)
Lineage: Eukaryota; Metazoa; Arthropoda; Malacostraca; Decapoda; Penaeidae
Source: RefSeq, a predicted model, not a curated record
AACCAGUCAUCCUGUGAACACCAUCGAGUGACGACCUACUCUGCUGCUUGUCCUGCUCCGCUUCUUAAGCUUUUGCGCUACACAAUGGCCGCUCACGGAAUCACCUUCGCCGCCCUCCUCCUCGCCCUGGCCGCCCUCACGCACGCAGCCGACACCACCAACAAAAACGACGCACGACUUCUCUUCGAAGACGCCGACAAAUCCGUCACCAUAGGCGUCGAUUCCGUCUUCUACAUCGGGGUCAUCGCCGUCGGCCUGCUCUUGGUCGCGUCUUUCCUGGGGCUCUUCGGGACAACGGCCAAGGUUGCUCAGCCCUACGACUACGACUACGCCUCCGCUACCUCUUAUGCUGCCCCUGCUCCAGCCUACGAUGACAAGACCACCUUCGUUCAUCAAUUGAUUGAUGAUGCUGUCAACAAGUUCCAGUAGAGACCGCGAACAUAAAUAUUCGAGAAUCGAAUAUGCUUACAGAACGAAAUACCUGUUGUUCUGUGCAUUUAUUUUCAAACUGUUCAACUUGCUGUGAUUUUUCUUUUUCUCCUGGUCGUCACAGUAGACAGUGGAACCUGUGAUUGAUCUGUUGAUCUUUUGUUUGUUAUAUUUGAUUUAAUUUAU